Molecule: messenger RNA, 1631 nt
Organism: Salvelinus sp. IW2-2015
Lineage: Eukaryota; Metazoa; Chordata; Actinopteri; Salmoniformes; Salmonidae
Product: jun dimerization protein 2
Biological process (GO): regulation of transcription by RNA polymerase II
Cellular component (GO): nucleus
Molecular function (GO): RNA polymerase II cis-regulatory region sequence-specific DNA binding; DNA-binding transcription factor activity, RNA polymerase II-specific
Source: RefSeq, a predicted model, not a curated record
CGGUGGUGUAUGGUAGCUGGGUCUGACAUGAUGCCCGGUCAGAUCCCUGACCCCUCCCUGACGGCCGGCUCCUUGCCCAGCCUGGGCCUGCUGGCCGGCAUAUCUGCCACCACGCUCACCGACCAGCUCAAACUGGCACAGGACUUCAGGAACCUGGGCGCCAUGUUGUCACCGCUGCAUAUCCUGGGACGGCUGGGCAAGAGGCCACUCACUGCUAUCAAGGGAGAGAUGGACGAGGACGACGAGMGGAGGAGACGGAGGAGRGAUAAGAACAAAGURGCAGCAGCACGGUGUCGGAACAAGAAGAAGGAGAGAACGGACUUCCUCCAAAGGGAGUCGGAGCGUCUGGAGGUGGUGAACUCUGACCUAAAGGCCCAAAUCGAGGAGCUGAGGAUGGAGAGACAGCAGCUAAUGGUGAUGCUCAACCUCCACCGCCCCACCUGCAUCGUCCGCACCGACAGCGUCAAGACCCCUGAGAGCGAGGCCAACCCCCUGCUCGAACACCUGGCCGCUGAAAAGCUGGAGGCCUCUAAGUGAAACCACAGAGGGAAAGUGAAACCGAAGGGCGGGAAGGAAGGAAGAAAUCCGACACACAAAAAAAAAGCAACUGUCAUCAAAGAUGACGAAAGAUUCAAAAAUCACCUGAUGCUUUUGUUGUUGGAAGCACUUAUGUACUGUGUUGAGCGCCAAGCUGGAGACUUUUGGAGACUCUUGUCUGUCUUUGCCCAAAAGACCCGGGGUUGUUAGUGUUCCGUUGCCUCGGUAACACCUUGGUAAACGUUACCUGAUUGGGUUCUGAGGGAAGAGGGAGUAGCCUAAUGCCCAACCCAGUUAUCUCUGCGUCAUAAUAAGUGUUUUGUUUUGAAACCAAGUCAGCGCCACACCGUUUACUUACUGCAACCAACCGCCAUUACAAUAAGGGACAGAUGGAAGAAGAUAGUGGAAACUGUAAUGUUGAAGAGGAAACACUACUAUCAAUCACUAUGGUGCUCUGUUACCGCCACUUCUUACCGCCACUUCUUACCGGCACUUCUUACCGGCACUUCUUACCGGCACUUCUUACCGGCACUUCUUACCGGCACUUUUUACCGGCACUUCUUACCGACUCAGAGACAAACAAAGAGGUUGUGGUUGUUGUUAUUGUGCUAUUCUAAACAUGUAUAACGGUAGAGGCACACAGGUGUAGCCAGCCAGUGUACUGUAUACCAUGUUGAAAUACACAGGUGUAGUAGUAUUCUAGGAUUUGUCCAUUACCAAGUUGGAACAUAUUUUUAUUUCAUAUUAUAAUGCUACGUUUUAUAUAUAUUUUUUUUGUAUAUUCUCUGCCUUGACGAUGGAAGUAUCCGGUUGAUCCGAUUUUGAGGUGACGCUGGCGUCAUAAAGUAAAAGCCCCAUGUAUACUAUAUGAAAUAAUGUUUACACUCCUGUUGUUUAUAUUAAAAAAUUUAAAAAGGCAUUGUUAAUUCAAAUGUCUGUAUUUCAAUAUACUUAUUUUAUACCGCUUUAUAAGUGACAUAUAUAUAUUGUGUAUGAAAUGCCCUUUGUAUUGUUGUAAUCACUUGAUGUGAUUUUUUUGCAUUUGACAUCAGUGUCCUGUUGUAUUUUUCAAUAUUAAAAGGCCCAGAGCAGUC